AUGUCCACCCAACCCCCCCUCGCCCGCCACGGCCAGCUCUCCCUCGUGCACAUCUCCCCCGCCGCGCUCGACACGUCCCGCCUCGCCGUGCACGUCCUCUCGCCCGCCGCCACCGCCGCGCUGCUCGUGCCCCGCCACCCCUGGGGCGUCCGCCCCCAGCUCUCCGGCCCGCAGCUGCUCGCGAACCUGCAAGCGCUCGCGCCGGGCGUCGCGGACCUCUUUGCGCCGAAGAGCGCCGCGCUGCCGGACCUGACGUUUCGGCUGGUUAAUGAGGGGAAAGUUAAGGGGGCGGGCGCCGGGGAGAGGGCGCGGGACGAGGAGGAGCAGGGCUAUGUGGCGAUGAGCUAUUGCUGGCGGAAGAAGGUGAGGGGUGCGGUGCCGAUGCGGGAGAAGAGUAGGCCGGGGGCGCUGCCGUUUGGGUGGGUGCGGACGGUGGAGCGGUUCCCGAUUCCGACGAGUGAGGGCAUGUUUGCGGCAGUUUUGGGGGAGAGGGGGGUGGAGGGGGGGAGGAGGGAGGGGGUGUGGUUUGAUCAGGUCUGCAUCAACCAGGACGACGAGGAUGAGAAGGCUGUUUCUAUUGGGGCUAUGGAUUCAAUCUAUAAGAAUGCCCGGACCGUGGUCAUUGCGCUCGACGACAUUGAGGCAGACCCGGAAGAGGUGACUUUUCUGCAGCACUAUAUCCCGGCGUACGAGAACGCAUCAGAACCACUAACCACGCAGCCGAACUGGGGUCAGCGGCCACCGUUUAUGCACACACAGCCUGCUUUUGCUUCGUUUUUCGCACGGGUGCUAAGCUCGGUAUGGUUUGAACGGGCGUGGUGCGGGCAUGAGAUGAGGCUAGGACGGACGCAUGUAUUUCUUGUACCGUGCAGAGCGGCGAGUCCAGACGAACCGUAUACGUUCAUCAGGUUUACGGGGACGUUUUUCCUGCACAUGCUGACCCUAUCUAGCGAGGUAAUUGCAAUAUUACCAGAUCACCAAGCACGAAAAACGGCACUUCAACAACUCUUUGCCCGGAGGUCACUCAUAUACGAACAGGAAGCGUUUCUAGCUCAAAAUCCAGGGGCGGAUCUCCCGCCACUACCAGAGCCCAUCGUCCUGGUGACGAUGAUGGCUGAUGUCUUCAGCAUGAAAGCAGGGGGUAAUCCACGCCUCCCUGAGCGCCUAAGAGCUCUCGACGCCAAUAGAGAUAAAGUCUCUAUUGUUCUCAACACAGCCGGUCUCCCCCUAGCCCUAAGACCACAAAAACACACCGACCCCCCUUUUACUGAAGAUGUCUGCCUCCACGCCCUUCUCCUCGUCGGCCUUGCAGCACGCGAUCCCGUAACUCUAUGCACAACCGGCCCACCUCUACGGCUGCCAUCACCCCCCUCGCCCUCCCAAAACGACAACCCCUAUCUCUCCCACAUACCCACCCACUCCAACCCGUCCACAACGCCCUCCUGGCUCCGCCGUCCCACCCAGCUCGACAUCGUCUCCGCCGGCUCCCAACUCCCUCACUUCCCCCGCUUAAACGCCACCCUCCACCUCGGCCACGACGGCCACAGCGACUUCAUCCAACUCCCCCUAAACUUCCUUUCCUUCCCCCACCACCACCAACCCCAGCUCCAACAACCCACACCUCCGCAUCUGCACCACCACCCGCCGCCCCCAGACCUCCAAUGGCCCGCCCACCUCGCCCGCGCCACCCUCUUCAUCGACACCUGCAUCGCCACCUACAUCACCUCGUACAACAUGUGGCAAUCUUGGCAACCCCCUACCCACACUCCCUCCCCACCGCACCCGCACCACCACCCGCGGGCCGCCAGCAUGGCCCACGCCUUCGCCGCCACCCUCGCCUGCGCGCUCUUCUGCGGCGUCGGCUGGACGCUCGACGUCGCGCGGCGCUUCGCCAUCGGCGCGCCGCCGCCGCUGCUGACGCCCGAGGCGCUCGCGAUGCUGUUUAACCCGUACGUCGACCUGGGCGCGCACGUGCGGAGUCCCGAGGGGCGAGGCACGGCGACGCUGGUGGUGAAUUUCUUGGCGACGCUGGUGGCGUAUGGCGUGCCGUGGGCGGCGGGCGAGAGCGAGGCGAGUGUGGUGCCGACGCCGAUGGCGGGCGGGCUGAGGGUUGUGGUGCCGGUGGCCGUGGGCGCGGGGGAGUUUGAGGCGCUGGCGAGGGGGUGGGUUGUGGCGCCGCGGAGGGCGGGGGAGGCGGGGGGUGCGGAGUGGGUGCUUGGGGGAAAGGGGGUCGUGUUUGGGGAUCGGAGGUUUAAUGCAGGGCUGGGGGGUUGUAGGGGGGUGGAGGGGUGUAGGGUGUUUGGGCUGCCGGAUGUUGGGGAAGAGAGGAGGAGGUAG
Messenger RNA from Mytilinidion resinicola, 2337 nucleotides. RefSeq lists its product as uncharacterized. Lineage: Eukaryota; Fungi; Ascomycota; Dothideomycetes; Mytilinidiales; Mytilinidiaceae. The record is from RefSeq and is a predicted model, not a curated record. Bases 1 to 2337 code for a protein of 778 amino acids. The transcript is spliced from 3 exons.